AGUCUUGCGGUCCGCCUCAACCAACGGUAACACCUUCAGAAUGCCGUCUACAAACAACAAGGACAAGCCGUGGGAUACGGACGAUAUUGACAAGUGGAAGAUCGAAGAGUUUAAACCAGAAGACAACGCCGGUGGUAGUUUCGCCGAAGAAUCAUCAUUUGCUACGCUCUUCCCCAAGUAUCGCGAGGUUUACCUGAAAGAAGCAUGGCCGGUUGUAACGAGGGCGCUGGAGAAGCAUGGGAUCGCUUGCACAUUGGAUUUGGUCGAGGGUAGCAUGACAGUCAAGACCACGCGGAAGACUUACGACCCGGCUGCGAUUCUCAAAGCUCGUGAUUUGAUCAAGUUGUUAUCGCGAAGUGUUCCUGUACAACAGGCUCUGAAAAUUCUCGAAGACGGUGUCGCAUGCGAUAUCAUUAAGAUCAGAAAUCAAGUCCGCAACAAAGAACGUUUCGUCAAGCGUCGCCAGCGUAUCCUUGGUCCGCAAGGCUCAACUCUCAAGGCUCUCGAGCUUUUAACAGGAACCUACAUUCUUGUGCAAGGAAACACCGUCUCCGCCAUGGGACCGUACAAAGGUCUGAAGGAAGUCCGAAGAAUUGUUGACGAUUGCAUGGCGAACAUCCACCCCAUUUACCACAUCAAAGAGCUCAUGAUCAAGCGCGAACUCGCCAAGGACCCCACCCUAGCCCAUGAAUCAUGGGACAGAUUCUUGCCUAACUUCAAGAAGCGCACACUGUCCAAGCGCCGCACGCCAUUCAAGGUCACCGACAAGUCGAAGAAGGUCUACACCCCCUUCCCACCGGCGCCGGAGAAGAGCAAGGUGGAUCUGCAGAUCGAGUCUGGAGAGUACUUUUUGUCCAAGGAGGCCAAGGAACGUGCGCAGAAGGAAGAGGUUAUGGAGAGGCAGCGGAUAAAGCGCGAGGAAAAGAUGAAGGAGCGGGAGAAGGCGUUUGUGGCGCCGGAGGAGCUGGAAGAGACGGAGAAGGCCAAGAAGGAAAAGAAAGAGAAAAAGAAGAAGCGGAAGAGGGACUCGGAGGUCGAGCCGGCAGUCGAUGGAUCCGAAAAGAAAGAAAAGAAAAAGAAGAAGAGCAAGUCAAAGGCAGAGUCGGACGACGAAUGA
Aspergillus nidulans FGSC A4 is the source of this 1117-nucleotide messenger RNA. Its product is annotated as ribosome biosynthesis protein KRR1. Gene Ontology annotation, biological process: rRNA processing; ribosomal small subunit biogenesis; endonucleolytic cleavage in ITS1 to separate SSU-rRNA from 5.8S rRNA and LSU-rRNA from tricistronic rRNA transcript (SSU-rRNA, 5.8S rRNA, LSU-rRNA). The coding region runs from base 41 to 1117 and encodes 358 amino acids. Lineage: Eukaryota; Fungi; Ascomycota; Eurotiomycetes; Eurotiales; Aspergillaceae. Gene Ontology annotation, cellular component: nucleolus; nucleus; preribosome, small subunit precursor. The record is from RefSeq and is a predicted model, not a curated record. The transcript has 3 exons. Gene Ontology annotation, molecular function: RNA binding; nucleic acid binding.